Molecule: messenger RNA, 2238 nt
Organism: Neocloeon triangulifer
Lineage: Eukaryota; Metazoa; Arthropoda; Insecta; Ephemeroptera; Baetidae
Product: cell division cycle 7-related protein kinase-like
Exons: 9
Coding region: 168-1904 (578 amino acids)
Biological process (GO): mitotic DNA damage checkpoint signaling; protein phosphorylation
Cellular component (GO): nucleus
Molecular function (GO): ATP binding; protein serine/threonine kinase activity
Source: RefSeq, a predicted model, not a curated record
AAUGCCGACUGCUGAGCGGGAAUAGGAUAGCGUCAGCGCCCUUUGGACACUGCCAGAAUUUUUAGGAAAAUCGCCCUGAAACUGUGGGUUUUUCAACCCAAGCUCGCGCAGGGCACACCUUCAUUAGGUGAUGCUGAAUUUAUGUGUGAGGAAAAUUUUGAAGUGAAAUGGAGGUGCUGCCUUUCCACCACCGAUUGCGUUACCAAAUCGCGGCCGCAGCAGUUUCGUCGAUCCUCUACAGGGAUCAAGAUAAAGAUGAUGCCAUCGAUCUGAGUUUCAAGACAUUGUCCGCCAACACCACCUUGGCAGACACUUCGAUCGCCCUAGAGUCAUCACUUUUAGAAACGUCCUUCUCCAAAGCUCGAUCGUUUCACAAGUUAGAAUUUUCUAGUCCUAGCAAAAAGGACGGCAGUUCAUCUUGCGAUGAUGAAGACGUCGCAGCAAGUCAGAUUAAAAUUCUACUGCCCGAUCUGGCAAAACAUUUCGAACUGCAGUGCAAAGUCGGAGAAGGAACCUUUGCAUCUGUUUAUCUCGCAACUGCAAAGAAAAACUCCGAUAUGAAAUUUGCCAUAAAACACGUAACUCCUACUUGCCACCCUUCCAGAAUAAAAAAGGAAAUGCAAGCUUUGAAAGAUAUUGGCGGGACUGAUAAUGUUUGUGGAAUUCUAAGUUGUGUUCGAAACAAAGGCAAUGUUGCCUUCAUACUGCCAUAUAUUAGACAUGAUAAAUUCCAGGACUAUAUUUUGGACAUGGACGCUUCAGAGGCAAGACUUUACAUUAAAAACUUGUUGAUUGCUCUUAGAAGAGUGCACCAGUUCAAUGUCAUCCAUAGAGAUGUAAAACCAGGAAAUUUCCUCUACGAUAGACAGUUGAAAAAGUUUUUGCUUGUUGACUUCGGGCUUGCUCAGUGGCUUAAACCUAGUGAGACUGUUGAGGUGAAAAAACCACCCAACACCUUGCCAGAAACUGCUUUAGAAAACGGAAGGAAGAGGAAGGCAGAUAUCGAAAAUGCCCUAUCACCCCAAAAAAAGAUUGCUUGCAUUCCGUCUGGCCGAGUGGUUCUGCAGGCACACAAUAACGAAAAGAACAUCAUUCCAAAUAAAAAGCCAGAGUCAAAGACAACCGGUCCCCUCUUCCAAAUGCUGGCACCUUCGCAACUACCCAAGUUGUCAACGCAGACCAUCAGCAACCCCAACAAGACCAGUUUUGUGCGAGUCAAGAACUCGCAGGUCAAAAUGCUCAACGCUCCAAUGCCCUCUUCCUCCAGUAUCAACAAGGCAGCAGCUCCAAUUAAGCCAAAGUGCCCAUGCUUCAAAAAAAGUCAACUGUGUGAAAUUUGUCUGAGCAGGACAAAAAAGUUAGUUGCCCCAAGGGCUGGAACACCUGGCUUCCGACCACCUGAGGUUUUGCUCAAAUCGAUCCAACAAACACCUGCUGUUGACAUUUGGGCUGCUGGAGUGAUGUUCUUGUCCAUCUUGAGUGGUUCGUACCCAUUCUUCCGAUCUCCUGACGACAUGACUGCCUUGUCUGAAAUAACGACCAUGUUCGGCACAAAGGUCAUCUCGGAAGUUGCCAUGAAAUUAGAUCGCGUGUUUGUGUGUGACAAGUCCUGCCCUCCACUUGACCUUCAAAAGUUGUGCACCACCCUGCGCACCAACAGGCUCAACGCAAAAGCUGACUCAAUGCAUUCCAAAACAAGCAGCGUCCUCUGCAGAGUUUGCAGUCCUUCCAUGACCACACAAUCCAUAGAGGUGCCCUGCUUCUGCCCAUCGGGGAAUAACUCCAAAAAGGAAGAGUUCCCUGCUGAGGCAUUUGAUCUCCUGACGAAGAUGCUCGACCCCAAUCCUGCAACUCGAAUCACUGCCGAGCUAGCAUUGCAGCAUCCGUUCCUCACAAGCGAUUGACGACUUUAAGGGAAUAUUUUACGAUUUUAAUUCUGGUCUUGAUAACAUCCUGCUUUUAUCCUGCCAAAAUUUAAGUGUUAGUGUAAACUCUAGAUGGGAGGAGUUGUUUUAGAUUUUAAAUGUUGGAUGCUCAAGAGUUUUCUGUUUUCUUGGGUGAAAAUGCAAUUUUUUAGUUUUUAAGACUAGGCUGUACAGCCGAUAAAUUGGGAAAUUUUAAUUAUUUGACAUAAAUUGAAUUAUUUUUACUUUUUUGACGUAGUUAAAAAAUUAUAGCUUAAAACUGCAUGUAAUCCCCAAAAAUUUUAAAACCUGAUAAUAAAAAUAAAAGAAACGU